Molecule: messenger RNA, 1650 nt
Organism: Lindgomyces ingoldianus
Lineage: Eukaryota; Fungi; Ascomycota; Dothideomycetes; Pleosporales; Lindgomycetaceae
Exons: 2
Coding region: 235-1578 (447 amino acids)
Molecular function (GO): molybdenum ion binding; pyridoxal phosphate binding; catalytic activity
Source: RefSeq, a predicted model, not a curated record
CCGUUUUCGACGUGAACAAUCGCCAACUACACACGCCUGAAUGGGCCGUUAAAGUUUCCUAUGUGUGCGGCGAAAAGCAUCUCAGCUGCCCCUUUUCACACCGUUCGUUGCUCAAUUCGCUUGACUAGCACGCCCUGUAAAAGACAUGCGUUAGAAAUCGACGCUGAACAUUGAAAGCUCGUCGUACAGCACACAAUCCUACCAAAUAGUCUUCAGUAUUGUUAUUUCUCCAGAAUGGCAUCUAAUGCGUUGGAUUCCAUCAUCGACGCGAUCCGAACCGUCGUCGAUGCCGUUGUCUCCAAUCCCUCUCCAUCGACGAUUGGUGUCACUCUUCUAGUCCUGCUCCUGCCCUUCCUAGCCCUCUUCAUCCUCGCCCUUUCCCAACGCGAACAGCCGCCUACACCUCCUCCAGGCUGUCGAAAACUCGGCCUUCAGGGAAAAAGUAACCUCUCAGACCAGUACUCCAAGAAAUACAGCCGAGGAGCCGAUCCCAGUCCAGAGAACCCAUGGAUAGUAAAAGCGCUUUUCAUAUAUCCCCUGAAAAGCUGCGCUGGCGUCGAGCUCGGUGAGAGUGAUGUCAUACGCACUGGGCUAAAACACGACCGUCAAUUCACUUUCGGCCAGUAUGUCACGAGUCUCCCGUCCCUAGACGGCAAGGUCGAAAGCGAGUGGAAUUUCAUCACCCAGCGAACUUUCCCGCGUCUCGCAAAGGUUGAGACGGAGGUCUGGAUCCCGGAUCCAGAAGCCCCUGGCCACUCCCCCGACGCGGAAUAUGUAAAGAGUGAAGGGUGUCUUGUAGUCCGGUUUCCCUUUUCACCAGACGCGGACUUUAGUCUCGACGGCCUGAAAGCCUAUGGCCGAAUCUUAGCUGCGAGGUUGAGUGGUAAGUCAGAGCCUGUGAUCGAGUUCCGCGUCCCAUUCAAUCCUCCCAAAGACCGGAUAAAGAAAAUGGGGUACAGGAGCGAGAAAAUCAAGAUAUGGAAAGAUAGCCCUGAGGCAAUGAACAUAGGCUGCGAAGUCCCGGAGGAUGUAAUGGCGAAGUUGAAGUAUACGCUAGGAGUUACCAACCCGUUAAGCCUGUUCCGAAUUGAUACGAGCAAGUAUAGGGAGGUGUUUAAGUGCGCGCCAAAAAAGAAAGACGUGGGAUUCCAAACAAUCAUCGGAAUGGCCGAUUCGUACCCAAUGCAUAUCUUAAACCUCGCCUCCAUUCACCAUGUCUCUUGCCAACUCCCGCGCGGCUAUAGCCCGCUCAACGCCCUUCGCUACCGUGCCAAUGUCUACGUUACCGGGCCUCCAUCCUUUAACGAAGACGACUGGGCCAGAGCUCGAAUCGGAGACUGCACUUACCACAUUUCCUGCCGAACAACGCGGUGUAAGUUGCCCAACGUAGAUCCAGAAACGGGGCUUGCGGACCGAAAUGAGCCUGGGGCGACGAUGAGGAAGUAUAGGGUGAUUGACAAGGGGAGUCAGAGUCCCUGUUUGGGCAUGCAGGUAACGCCAUUGACGGAAGGAGUGAUUAGCGUUGGUGAUGAAAUCGAGCUGCUUGAGAGGGGGGAACACUUUUUCUUGAAAGUCUGAAAAGAAUGCGACGUCCACCGGCUGCCAGCACAAUAACAGAGGACUUGCGGUCAACCUCUGGCAAGCAUCUUG